Messenger RNA from Suillus subaureus, 1338 nucleotides. RefSeq names its product proteasome subunit alpha type 4. Gene Ontology annotation, biological process: ubiquitin-dependent protein catabolic process. Bases 235 to 1023 code for a protein of 262 amino acids. The record is from RefSeq and is a predicted model, not a curated record. Lineage: Eukaryota; Fungi; Basidiomycota; Agaricomycetes; Boletales; Suillaceae. Gene Ontology annotation, cellular component: proteasome core complex, alpha-subunit complex; cytosol; proteasome core complex. The transcript has 8 exons.
GUUGCGCGAAUUCACGAAAGAAAACAUGAGGAGUCUAUAUAUAAUGAAAUCGAUGAAUUCAACGGAUUCAACAGAACUGGGGGCCAAGAGGGGUCGAGUCUGAGGUAAUAGGCAAAAGCCGGCGACCCCCCGCCUGACCCGACGCGUACGCCAACUCAAUCUGAGGGAACGCGUCAGUGACAAGUUCCAUCUUACCAGUGCGCUCCUUCCACCUCGUCCCCCGAUUCAUCAAACAUGGCCCGAAGAUAUGACAGUCGAACAACAAUAUUCUCUCCGGAAGGCCGGCUUUAUCAAAUCGAAUAUGCCAUGGAAGCUAUCUCACAUGCAGGAACAGUCCUCGGCGUACUCGCAAAGGACGGUGUUGUCCUGGCCGCUGAGAAACGUGUCACAGGGAAGCUGCUUGAUCUUUCUAGCGCGAAAGAAGGCGGGGGCUAUGGUGGCAGUGGAGAGAAGAUGUUUUUAUUAAACUCAAAUGUAAUUGGGGGCGUUGCAGGCAUCACAUCCGAUGCGAAUUCGCUGGUGAACUACGCGCGGACUGUGGCACAACAACAUCUUUUGCAGUAUAAUGAUGAUAUACCGGUUGAGCUUCUUGCACAACGAUUGUGCGAUAUGAAGCAAGGAUAUACGCAAUUCGGAGGUCUACGUCCUUUCGGCGUCUCCCUGCUAUACGCAGGUUAUGACCCACAUUACCAUUUCCAAUUGUACCAUUCCGACCCAUCUGGCAACUACUCCGGGUGGAAAGCAACAUGUAUUGGGGCAAACAACGGCACGGCGCAGAGCUUACUCAAACAAGAAUACAAAGACGAUUUGGGCGUCGAGGAGGCUAUCGGGCUCGUACUGAGGGUAAUGAGCAAGACGAUGGACAGCACAACCCUUGGAAGCGAAAAGCUCGAAUUUGCAGUCCUCACAUAUGAUGAAGCAGCGAAAGCACCAAAAGCCAAGAUAUACAAGCCUGCAGAAAUUGAUGCUCUGCUUCGGGCGGAAGGGCUUGCGAAGAAGGAUGAGGAUACAGAGAUGAAGUAAUUGGUCAUACUCGCAGCUGUAUUCGUGUACAACAAUUUCUUCGACCUUGGGAAUGGGCAAGGUAUAUUAAUUAUGAAGCAUAGAAGGAACCAGCAUCCCCAUUGAUAGUCGUCUAUGGUCUGUCUACAUUAGACCUGGUCCUUGAUGAAAGGAAAACACGGAAUGAUCGAAGCAAUGUAAACAGGAGUGAUAGCAGCUUCCCCCAUGUACACGAAUCAAUGACAUGCCAUCCCCUUGUCAGCAGGGCCGUUUGGCUCUAUAGUAUCACCCAAGAUGUAGUGUCCCACUGCGGCACCAAGGAUAACUGCAAAAAUC